UGCCAAUCGGUUCAUACAUCAUCGUGACAAAGAUAUUAGAUAUUGGGAGCACGGAGUAACAUAUACAUCUGGCGGGAAAACAAACUUCGGAUUCAUUACCGCGUUGUAUCAUAAUAAUGUAUAUACCCAGAAAACAACCACAGACAGACACUCUUGAUGAAGCUAAACUUACAAACAUAAGAAGCAUUUCCGAAAAGCAUGCUAAAGUUAAUCUGAUAGGUGUGAUUAUUCAAAAACUGCCUGUUAAACGAUGCUCAACUAAUCUCUUGGGUUCGAAUAGUCAAGCUGUAUUAGGAUUCACUCUUAGAGAUAGCACAUAUGACUGGAUUAACGGAAGCUACUGGGGUACAUUUUCGAAUGUCAAUUAUGUGGCAUCCCAAUUUAACAUUGGCGAUUGCGUAAUUGUGCUUAAUGCCAGGUUAAAGUCCAAAGAAAGAAACUCUUAUGAAGAACGUUUUAUGGUUCAAACACCCUCAAACUAUCAUUUGCUUUUGAGGGAUGGGAGUGGAAAUAUUACACAAUAUGCAUUUCCUGAUAAGUUAUACAUAAGCCGCCUAAAAUCAUCGUUAGUGUGCUCAGCGGCUUAUCACAGAUCUCUACAUCAAGUAAUACAGGCGAUCUACUCCAAAAGAUUGUCAAACAACCAAAACCACUUCGGCUGGAAAAUAUAUGAUUCCUCUUUAGAGUUUACAUUCUUUGCAGUUGUUUCAGAAGUAAAGCACCCAAAAACCUUGAUAAUGUCUCAAAAAAAACCAAAGUGUGAGGAAGACGGGGAUUUUACAAUACAAAAUGGGAGUCUGACUAGCAAAUCCAAGUCAAUUCAGUCGAUUGAAGCAGUUCAAACGGUACUUCAGCUGUGUGAAGUUAUGCUUUUUGAUGAUUCAUGUAGCUGUCUUCCGCUAAUCUUUUGGAAUGAAGACUGGAUCCACAUGGCAUUAACAGCUUUUAUACCAUAUUCUACCGUUUUAUCGAUUGUGAACUGUCCAGUUCGUUACGAUCGUUACCGCAAAGGUGUGGUUGCCUCUCCAAACUCAAAAACCCUAAUUAUUAUCUCACCUGACUGUGCUGAGGCCAAUCGUUUAAAUCAACACUCUAAACAUCGGACUCAAAGCAUGAAUAUUUUGGAAAGCGGCCAUACUUCUUUUGCUGUUGAGAAUGUGGAUGACAGACUAUUACAACCUUUACCGAUAGGAUAUAAAACAGCCCAACCAGAGAUCUACAAAGUCCCCCUGACAAGUAUUCACAAUAUAUUAACUGUUCGAGACCUUAAAGAAGGAAAAGUUGUUGCUGGAUAUGCCUGUACAUUCGCCUUGUUUACUAAAAUCGAUUUGGACUGUGAAAAUUCACAAUACCUGAUAACACUGCAAUGCUCCAAUUGUCAUGGUCGCUUAAGGUCAUGUGAUCCGCCAGCAGAUUACGGUGUGACAGCACCAGGAAAAAAAUUUGACCCAAAUAUGAAACAUAUGUUUGCAAUGUGCGCUACUCCAGGUUGUCCGACAAGUGGACAAAGACUGUCUUGGUUUGAUAAACAACACGUAAAUAUGGAAUACGGUACCAUUGUUCACCUAUCCGAUCAUACAGGAACAUAUUCUAGAUGUCUUUUAGCCAGUAUUGCAAUGGAAAAACUUUUAGGAUGCAACGUCGAAGAAUUUCUACAUUUACCAAUGGAGAAACGAGUUCGUUUGAAGUGGAAGUUCUGUCUAAGAAGAUUUAAGGUCUGUUUACUACUUUUUUUAUGUGUUACAAUCUUCAGUUUCAAGUAGAUGAAUUACUUUAAAAUAUCUUAUUAUAAAGGAUACUGUUUUGAAUGAUAUACCAUUUCUGAUCUGGUAAAGAAAACCCAGUUUCAAGUUCUAAUGGUUUUACUUAAUUAAUCCAUUAAUGUACAUUAAUGUAUUUAUUUAUUUACAGUAUCACAAGACACCAGUAAUUCUUGAAUAAAUUUUGAGUAAACAUUUGAUCCACUAUAAUUGCAGUGAAUUUCUAACCAAACGCCUUCGACAAUAAAUUUAUUAUCAUGAAUUCUGAGUACAAAUAUCUGUUCUUACCUGAUCAAUGGUUUACAAUAACUAUAGACCUAUUGAUAUAUUUUUUCAUUUAUUAGAAAAUGCAGUCCUGAAGAGAAAGCCAUGUCUCAUCACUAUUCAACACCACAUCAAAUUAUACACAUCAUAUACAUUGCUAUUGUAUAGAUCAUAGCUAAUUUCUCUUGUGAAUAAUCGUUAUAAUACUUGAAAUAAACCGUACGUUUUGACAUUAAACAAAAACAAUUUGGGUGUGAAACAAUAUUUUCAUAAGAACGGUCUAAACCCAUUAACCUAUUGACUAGUUGUUCGAGUUUACAGUUUGUGAAAUAAUCCAGAGAUUUAUUCAAGUACCAUAAUGAUUACACUAAUGAGACAAACAUGUUGUUCAAAUUCUCUUUCCACAAAACCAGUAUAAUUUACGUUUUAUUUAUAGAUUGACCAAAUUAAAUUUGUUUAUUUGGUUAAAUAAUUAAUAACAAUUAAAAAUGACAAUAACUGAACCAAUUUAUGCUAAAACUUAUUAAUUUUAUUCUUCAGGUUUAUUUUUGGACUGAACAGAUUAGUUAUAAUAAUCCAUCACCUUUAAUCGUUAUAAUAGGCGUUGAAAAACCUAAUGCUUUUGAAGUAAUUCAUUCAUUGAAAUUAAACAGAUAACAUUAUUUGUUAAAUUGGUUGAUAUAUCAAAGAUCUUAAACAUUUCGUUGAAUAACCUUUUGCUAUUAAAUGUUUACAAUCCUUAUUCGUUGUUUCUGUGAAAUUGUUUCCUAAAGAAGCAUUGUUUACACUUUCCAAUAAUAAAAUGAAUAGUUGAAAUGAAUUUCUUUACUGCUUUGGUGUAAAAUAAGUAAGAAAAUAAUUAAUAGUAAUUAUAAUGUGUACGUGGUACCUUUAACAGACAAAUUAUUAUUCAAAACUUAAAUUGUUUAGUUCAUGAUCAAAAUAAUGUUGAGUGUGUUUGUAAAUCAAUAAUCAAAUUAAAC
This is a messenger RNA of Schistosoma rodhaini, 3007 nucleotides long. Lineage: Eukaryota; Metazoa; Platyhelminthes; Trematoda; Strigeidida; Schistosomatidae. The record is from the annotation of a GenBank genome assembly.